GCUUAUUUGAGCGCCAUCAGUCGCUCCUCUCGUUUGGCUUCGUCCUCCACUCCUUUUUGGUUACGUCAAUUCGCUCUAUUCGAGCGUCCCUAAUCACAGGCCAAGAAUCGCCAGGUAUUUUAUCCAUUGUUCACUUGUGCACACGACAGGACUCAGAUUAGAUCAUGGAAAUGUUAUGUAAUGAAUGAAAACAGUGAUAACAUCUUAACCAAUUACCAAUUUUAAUAAUGGCGAUCUUCCUUCAUUCUCAUCGUGUCUUUCCGUAAUCUUCCGUAAACAUUCGUGCUUCCUCCACUGAUUUAUAACCUCGAAGAUCGUAUGUACGUCACAUAUUGUUUUGUCAAGUUGGUAUCUUUUGCGCUUCUCAAUUUUACGUUAUAAUGUGCACUAUUAAUCGCACGCCCGCUGUAAUCUAAUUUAAAGAUGGUCUGUGCAUUUAUAUCAAAUCCAGAUAGAGGGGUUAGAAUACGACAGAAGGAAAGGUCAAAUUUCCAAUGAUAUUUCUGUAAAGUUUAGGAAUUUUUUAACCGUUUUGUUACGAAGACAUGUGCUUAUAAAUUUUGACAAUUUUAUACGGCAAAUAUACGCCUCAAUGCUAAACAAAACUAGUGCCGUUAUUUAACUAUUCCAAAAUUGUGAUAUGUCAAAACUAGAGCAACGAAUGAAACGAAUGAAACACUGACCAAUCGAUGCAAUGAACAUUUCGGAAAAUGCCGAUGAAAGCUCAAAUUUAUUAACUUUAUUGCAUAAUAAUGAAAUUCAAGUUUUCAUUCGGCUAAUCCGACAAGAUGGGAAUUACAGUUUUACUCGAGGAGCAGCCUGACAACCUUGCAUGUAUCAGCUUACGCGUAUCGCGCAUGCGCAGAAUCUGUACCAUUUUUUGUCGUUAAAUAAAGCAGAGGAUGCAACAAAAUUAUUUAUAUAUUUGAGAAACAAAUUAAUAUUAGAAUAGGGUGUAAUUCUUGUAACACUGAAUAAAAGGUAGAAAUUACGUCGAGGCUGCUCGAUCAUCCUUCAAGCAUUGAGGUUAGGUACACGUAACAGCCGGCAGAUCAGCGACAAGGUUUGCGACGUUGCCGCGCUGUUGCACUUUCAGGAGCGGAACAGCGGAACAGCGGAACGACCGAGCAGCCGACGGCUGGCUUUAUUAGGCUGAAUCCUCUGACUCCUUGCAAGCGGCCGGAUUCAUUGGGUGGAAAAGAAGUCUCUUGGUAAUGUCAUCGAUUAUCAAUGGCAUCGUGGGAGACGCUGCCACGAGGAGAAUGAUAGUGGGAGUAAAAUAGUGCGUGUCAAUUGCAACAGUGACUAGUUAGGAGAAGUGGAGGAACCUUGGAAUCGGAGUAAACGUUGCAUAAGCAUUUCAAAUUAACGUCGACCAUUUGAAGACGCCAAGGAAGAAAAACACGUGGAUCGUAUUAUAUCCUGACAUUCGAAAUCAACAGUUACUUUAAGGAUCUAUGGAUUUAAAUCUAGACAGAACCUGUACGAUCAGGAAGAAUUUGAGGGAUCUUUAUACCACGAUGUCUUUAAUGCUUCUCGUGAUUCUGUGUGGGACGUUGGUCGGUAUUGACGCGUCGGAUCAGAAAUGCAGAUUUAUGGAACCCAAUGUCACGAGCUCACUAGAAUAUGUUUGUAUAGAGGCUGAUAUUUCAAAUCUUGAGGUGUUGCCUAGUAAUGUCGAAUUUAUUGAAUUUUCAGUCUCACGGUUUGAAAUUAUUUCCCCAGAUACUUUCAGUAGGUUUUCUCGUCUGAAAAAAUUGAAUUUUUAUAAUUGCGAUAUACAAUAUAUAGAUCCUGCUGCGUUUCGAGGACUGAACAAUCUUGAGUUUCUGGUUAUUUACAAUUCGAACAUCGGCGUGGUACAUGCUUCUUCGUUUCAAUAUUUGCCUAAUCUCCGUAAUCUUGCUCUUAAGAGGACCAAGAUUGUUUACGUGAUGCCUGGGGCAUUCUCUGGUCUUAUCAAACUCACGACCCUGAACUUGCAUGAUAAUGACCUAAAUUGUUUACCAAUCGAUCUUUUCUCCGAUCUUCCUAGCCUGAAGAGUGUUCAGAUUGAUAGCAAUCCUUGGCUCUGUAGUUGCCUGGAGGAUCUAGAAAGUUUUUUUAAGAAAAAAGACAUAAAUAUGAUAUACGAAAAACCUUCUUCGAGCCACAGAAACGAAUGCAUGACGGAAGUGAAAUUGAAGAAUCAUGGAAAGUUUUUUCCGGGUAAUCAGUCAGAGCCUGGAACUAUCAUUGCAAGUUCAGGAGACGUUGGUAACAGUCUCUCAUUUUUAUUUAGUUUGGAAGAUGACAUACGAUGGAUAAGUGCAAGUGCUAUCAGUGUCAAGCGGAUACCACCUUACACUUUCUUCCGUUUUGGCAGCAGCCUGCGCAGUCUCGAGUUUCGGAAUUGUAAUAUCACUGAAAUCGAAGAUGGUGCCUUUGCAGGAUUGGCCAAACUCAAACGACUCGUAUUGGUUGGUAAUUACAUUAACGUUACAAAAGCCAAUUGGUUUUACGAUUUGGUUAAUUUAGAAACUUUGAUCCUCGAUUCCAAUCAGAUAGUAAAUAUUGAAAAUGGCAGCUUUUCAUCACUUGGCAAGUUACGUCAUCUCAGUCUUAUUAAUACUAAAUUGCAAUGUUUAUCGAAAGACGAGCUUAAUAAAUUGGUAAACCUGCAAACAUUAAACGUGACUUCCAAAACCUGGGAUUGUGAGUGUCGAACCGACUUGAAUAAUUAUCUGAUGGAUCGCAGGAUCAGAUACAAAAUUAAUAACUUCGGUUGUCCCUUAAGACCAUUGGCAACAAACGAGAUUGGAGAACUGAGAAAGAUUACAAAACGGCAUCAGACUCAUGAGAUUCACAAGGAGACAGUGAGGAAUACAUCUGUGGUAUUUAGAAAUGGAUCAGUGUCAAAAACAACAACAGCAGUACAGACCAUACAGGAGACCCCCCGACUGGACUUUGAUGAUGAAGUCCUAGUAGGAAAUGAUUGUUGCACUUCCUGCCGCCAGGUGAACCAUGAUCGUUUUACAAUCGCAUACGCAUGUAACAGGGCAACCUUGGAGCAGACGAACGGAAUUCCAAGCUCGAUCGAUGCUCUUGAAUUUCAUUCAUCGUAUAUACCAAUAAUAACAAGAAGGUCAUUUGCCAGAUUUGGGAAAAACUUGAAGAUGCUGAAGUUCUGGAAUUGUCAAACAGAAAACAUCGAACGUGAUGCAUUCUUGGAUUUGGUUGCACUGGAGACUCUGAUUAUACAAGAUAAUAAUUUGAAGAGCGUCGAAGAAAUGUGGUUCUAUAAUCUAAGAAAUCUGAAACACUUGGACUUGAGCGGAAAUAAAAUUACGGAAAUCGAAGAUGGCGUCUUUAGUCUUAUACCAAAUUUAGUAACACUUAAGAUUGGGAACAAUCCCAUGACUUGCAUCAAUGUGGAUUCCCUGGAAGGACUGCGUCAUCUGGAGUUCAUGAGUAUAGCUCAUAAUCCUUGGACGUGUCACUGUAAAUUGAGGCUGGUCCAGUAUCUGGAAGACCGUCGUAUUUCCUACGAGAAUGAUGCAGAUCAAUCUACGUGUUACCAUUCUACUACAAGAGCUACACCAAGUGGUACAGCUGGGCCACCAACACCAGGUUACGACCCGACGGGCCCUCCUGUGCCAAACCAAUGUGAAAAAGUCUCAAGGAAAGGAGAAUGCACCUUUGAAGAGGGUCCGGAACCAUGUCGAAUCAUUAAGUACAAAUGCGCCUACGGUAAUCUCUUUGUACUUGACCAAAUUCCUGCUAACGCGGAAUCCAUUGAGCUUACCGAUGUUUGCAUUCACAAUCUACCGCCUCGUGCUUUCGCGAAAUUCCAUAACCUCGCUAAGCUAGUAAUUCGUAACUCCAGAAUCCACGUGGUCGAGCCCGGAGCUUUCGAUGGUCUCAUCAACCUCAAGGAACUGGCGAUUCACAACAGUCAUCUGAAGAUCAUAGAGUCCUCCUGGUACCACGGCCGUCUGGAUAGUCUGACGAGGCUGUCUUUGACUGGAAACAAAAUCACGAAAAUCGAAGAUGGCGUCUUUUCGCUUUUACCGAAUUUACUGACAUUCCAUAUCGAUGACAACAGCAUGACUUACAUCAAUUUGCAUUUGCUUGACAGAUGGCGUUAUCUUCAGUCUAUGCGUAUAGCUAAAAAUCCUUGGACGUGUCCCGUAAUGUUAGAGCUGAUCCGGUAUCUAGAACAGCGUAAGAUUUCCUACGAUGAAGACAAAGUAGAUGAAUCUCAAUGUUGGUCUACUAUUACAGCAGCUCCGCCGACUGUUCCGACUGAUUCGGAAUUUUCACGCUGCAACGAAACGACGAAUCUUGUUUCAAAUCACUGUAUACAAGUCUCAAGGAAAGGAGAAUGCUCCAAGUACCAGGUUUCGGAACCAGAUCAAGUCAUUAAGCACAGAUGCACCUACGGUAACUUGGCUGUACUCGACCAAAUUCCAAGUGACGCGAAAUACAUUGAGCUUGAUGAUGUCUGCAUUCACCAUUUACCGCGGUGUGCUUUCUCGAGAUUCCAUAACCUCGUUAAGCUAGUAAUUCGUAACUGCAGACUCCACGUGGUCGAGCCCGGAGCUUUCGAUGGUCUCUUCAAACUCCAGGAACUGACGAUUCACAACAGUCAUCUGAAGAUCAUAGAGCCCUCCUGGUUCCACGGCCGUCUGGAUAGUCUGAGAAAGCUGUCCUUGACUGGAAACAAAAUCACGAAAAUCGAAAAUCGCGUCUUUUCGCUUUUACCGAAUUUACUGACAUUCCAUAUCGAUGACAACAGCAUGACUUACAUCAAUUUGCAUUUGCUUGACAGAUGGCGUUAUCUUCAGUCUAUGCGUAUAGCUAAAAAUCCUUGGACGUGUCCCGUAAUGUUAGAGCUGAUCCGGUAUCUAGAACAGCGUAAGAUUUCCUACGAUGAAGACAAAGUAGAUGAAUCUCAAUGUUGGUCUACUACUACAGCAGCUCCGCCAACUGUUCCGACUGAUUCGCAAUUUUCACGCUGUAACGAAACGACGAAUCUUGUUUCAAAUCACUGUAUACAAGUCUCAAGGAAAGGAGAAUGCUCCAAGUACCAGGUUUCGGAACCAGAUCAAGUCAUUAAGCACAGAUGCACCUACGGUAACUUGGCUGUACUCGACCAAAUUCCAAGUGACGCGAAAUACAUUGAGCUUGAUGAUGUCUGCAUUCACCAUUUACCGCGGUGUGCUUUCUCGAGAUUCCAUAACCUCGUUAAGCUAGUAAUUCGUAACUGCAGACUCCACGUGGUCGAGCCCGGAGCUUUCGAUGGUCUCUUCAAACUCCAGGAACUGACGAUUCACAACAGUCAUCUGAAGAUCAUAGAGUCCUCCUGGUUCCACGGCCGUCUGGAUAGUCUGAGAAAGCUGUCCUUGACUGGAAACAAAAUCACGAAAAUCGAAAAUCGCGUCUUUUCGCUUUUACCGAAUUUACUGACAUUCCAUAUCGAUGACAACAGCAUGACUUACAUCAGUUUGGAUUUGCUUGGCAGCUGGCAUUAUCUUGAGUCCAUGCGUAUAGCUGGAAAUCCUUGGACGUGUCCCGUCAUGUUAGAGCUGAUCCGGUAUCUAAAACAGCUUCACAUUUCCUACGAUGCUGACAAAGUAAAUGAAUCUCCAUGUUUGUCUGCUACUACAGCAGCUCCGCCGAUUGUUACGAAUAAUCCGCAUUUUGCAGCUUGCAACAAAACGAAGGAUCCUGCUUCAAAUCACUGUAUACAAUUCUCAAGGAAAGGAGAAUGCACCAUCGACAAGGUUCCGGAACCAGAUCAAGUCAUUAAGCAUAAAUGCACCUACGGUAAUUUGACUGUACUCGACCAAAUUUCAAGUGACGCGAAAUACAUUGAGCUUGAUGACGUUUGCGUUCACUAUCUACCGCCGCGUGCUUUUUCGAAAUUCCAUAACCUCACUAAGCUUGUAAUUCGUAACUGCAAACUCCACGAGGUCGAUCCCAGAGCUUUCGAUGGUCUCUUCAACCUCCAGGAACUAACGAUUGACAACAAUCAGCUGGAGACGAUAAAUUCCUCCUGGUUCCGCGAUACGACCCAGCUCAGGAAUCUGACGUUGACUAACAAUUUUCUGACAGAAAUUCCAGUGGAUAUAUUUCCAGAACAGAUGAAAAGUCUUGAACAUUUGUCGCUCCAGGGGAAUAACUUGACCUGCGUUUAUACUAACAUGUUGACAAAUUUAAGUCGUCUGAAGAGUAUGGAGUUUGGAGAUAAUAAAUUAAAAUGGCGCUGCCGGACAGAAUUGGUGGAUUAUCUGGAUUUGUGUUAUGUGAAUUACACGAAGAUGUCAUAUAACAGCAAGACAUUCGUAAGGGAUGUAUUUGCAGACAAAUUAAGAGGUUCAAAUUUAUCGAGUACAAACGUAACGAGUUUCCUGAAGUUUCUUGCAAUUGGAUUGAUAUUUCUGGUACAAUGCUUUUAAUCAUUUUAUAUUUUUCGUCGACUCGUAAAAAUGCUGUUAACGGUCACUGCUGAAUUACGUAAAUCGUUCUUGGUCAACGUAAAAUUUUCAUUUUACUCAAUAAUACAGUUACUCGCGUAAGGUUUAUGCGAUCUUCAAAUGUACAUACUUUAAUUUCUCACAAAAUCAUAAUAUGUAGAUUAAGAUAUGGUUAAUAUAUGUUCUAGCUUUGAUCAUGAUAAUAAUAAAGGCAACUACACAAUUUUUCAAUGGAGAUGUACUAGUCGAAAUAUUCGAUAAACUCUUGAUUAGUCAAAAUUAUCAAAUGUGAGACUGUUUGCCAGUGAGGGCUCUGAUUAUUUAGACAUACGAUUCAUCCAACGGAGCUAUUAAGAUUCCUUAACAGUUUGAAGAUGCUAACGUCAUCGCGAUGUGCUGAUUUAGUAAUUUUCUUAAAUAACAGACUGAUCUAAGAAAAAUGUGUUUUGACGUACGACGUUAAGCGAUUUGAGAUUACGUUGAAUUGCGCUUUUUUAUUUAUUCUUGAAUGUUUCACUGCGGCAAAAGAAGCCACAGCGACAGUGGCGCCAGCUUGUCAGUGACUCGUGAACUAUUCUGUUACGUGUUCAUUCGUGUUCCGAUAAGCGGAUCGGCUACAAGUAUCAAACGAAAAGCAGUUUCAGAUUCGUAUAUAAUUUCUCUGUGUGUAGUUGGAUUAAAACUGGAUGAAUUAUACUUUUGAAAAGUUGUGCGAGGUGAAAUGAAUGUAAACGGAAGCGGUGUAGUUGGAGUUUGCGGAAAGAUAACAUUUUGUUAAACGUUGAUUUAUUUCUUCUUCCAUUUUUUUUACUGCCACGUCGACGUAUAUUUUGUAUUAGGCUGACAGACGGUAUUAAAAGAUGCCCAAGGGCGAUUGCUUCUUUUCUGCUACUUGUCUGAGCCUUGCGUGCCAUUCUUGUAAGCAUAGUCAAUGAACAAUUCGUCGCUACUUUAUAAAAUAGAGUUUAGGCCGUAGAAAUGAAGUAAUGUAUAGAAACAAAUGUCAAAUAUAAUCGAAAUUGAUAAUGUAGGUAUGUUUGACUGAAGUUUUAAAAACGCGCAAGGCCUGGCUAGCUCAGUCGGUAGAGCAUGAGACUCUUAAUCUCAGGGUCGUGGGUUCGAGCCCCACGUCGGGCGAGUUUAUUGUUUAAAUUUUUAACUUUUUGGGUAUUUAAACAAUUAGAGGAAACUUGUAAUACGAUUAUAUUUUCAACACCGUUGACAACCAAAACAACAUCAAAAAGAACUUCUUAUAUUUUUGUUCUCCAUUUAUGAAGAGAUUUGCAAAUAAAGCACGUAAGGACACUCAAAUUUGAUAAACAAACACAGACUCUACUUUAGGCUCGAAUCUACGAUCCAAGACAUUAAGAGUCUCAUUCGUGUACUAUCAUAUUUUUUUUGUAUAGCUACAAAGACGCCUGACUCAUAAUUCUUUUAAAAGUACUUCACAGUGAUAACGAUGAUUACCGUAUUAAUAAAAUUAAUGACAAUGAAUAAAUACUGUAUACAGGUCUUCUAACAAAAUUCUAUAUAUUAUCCUAUGACUAAUCUAUAGUAUACAAAAUCAUAUUCGACAAGGAAAAAAAAUAUAUUUCUUAGCAGAGCGUGGUUUCGAUCCACGGACCUCUGGGUUAUGGGCCCAGCACGCUUCCACUGCGCCACUCUGCUCUUGUGUAAUAUGUGCCUUGUAACACAGUUCAGUGUUCAUACAUUCUCUGUCACGAAAAUAAUUAUUAAAAUGACGUAAAACAUAUGAAAGUAACUAUAAGAGUAUAUAUACACGUCUGUUACGUACAAAAUAAUUUUCUAAAAGAUACGACUUACUAAAGAAAAAGCGAAAUUGAUCCACACUUAGUGCGUCAUCUAGAACUAUUCUGUAUAAAUUUCCAAUCUAAUUUCCAUAAGUCAUGUAAUUAUAAUAAACACAACAAUGACUGUGUAGUAUAGCCAAUUUUUUACAUUUUAUGUAUGUAUUUUUUUCAAUAUACGAGCGUAUUGAGCUACAGUGUCUGAUGAAAUAUGCUACAUUAUAUUUGUACAAUUGAACCGUAUUUUUGUUUGAACUUGUUACAGUAAAUUUUCUUAUGCCGCCUUCUUAUCUUUAUUAUAAUUGUGCACAAAAUCUAAUACAACUGAAAAGAAAUGUUAUUUGUGACAAUUUCGAUAGAGUGACAAUCAUGUGCAAGUGGCGCCAUCAUAUCAACUAGUAACUACUAUCCCUGUAUCUGCCUGUAUCCAUAAAUAUUGACGCCUUUUUAAAUAUCUGUAAAAAUAAGAUUACUGUACACAAAGAAAAGUGACUCUUGAAAAUAUAUUGUAAGAAGUUGGAUGAAAUAAACGUGGGCCCGAAAGUACACCCGAAAUAUUCAUUAA
This is a messenger RNA of Cephus cinctus (wheat stem sawfly), 8831 nucleotides long. Its product is annotated as slit homolog 2 protein. The record is from RefSeq and is a predicted model, not a curated record. NCBI's taxonomy places the organism in Eukaryota, Metazoa, Arthropoda, Insecta, Hymenoptera, Cephidae. Gene Ontology annotation, cellular component: extracellular matrix. The transcript has 3 exons. Bases 1458 to 6440 code for a protein of 1660 amino acids. Gene Ontology annotation, molecular function: protein binding.